UGGCAGUAAUGCAUUAUUUCGUUGUUUGCUAACCGCCAAUAAACCUCAAUAGGAAGAAGACAGAAGGUCAUCUCAUCUCAGCACCUUGUCAACGAGAUUACAGAGAAGUUCUGUAACUAUUUAAUAACGCAAUGGACAGUUUUGAUAAUUUCAGUGCGUCCGAUAAAGCAGAGGCCACGGAGCUUCAGCGUAUGAUCGCGAUAGAGCAGCAGAAAGCGCAGUUCCAGGCCCAGGUGCACACUUUCACUGACGUCUGCUGGGACAAGUGUGUGGACAGUCCGGGCUCGAAGCUGGACUACCGGACAGAGACGUGCCUGGUGAGCUGUGUGGAGCGAUUCAUCGACACCACCCUGUCCAUCACCAACCGCUUCACGCAGAUGGUGCAGAAGGGUAGUCAUUAAUAAUGGACUUUAGAUUCUAACUGGACUACUGUGUGGUGACCUUGAUGCAAUGUUUUUAUUCCCAACAUGUUGAUGGAAGAUUAUGGGUGGAGGACAUGUUAUUUUUUACUGUUCAUGCUUUCGACGGGUGGUGCUUGAAUGGUCCAAAAUGAGUUCAAAUGGGACAACAGCAUGCCUGUAGCUGCAAACGGCAGCACAAUGUACCUGUUGGAAUUAAGGAGUCAUGUAGUGUGACAUUAGUAAAGUAACACACUGUGCUCAUGUUCAC
Etheostoma cragini (Arkansas darter) is the source of this 669-nucleotide messenger RNA. It is a transcript of the gene timm8b, whose product is annotated as translocase of inner mitochondrial membrane 8 homolog B (yeast). NCBI's taxonomy places the organism in Eukaryota, Metazoa, Chordata, Actinopteri, Perciformes, Percidae. The transcript is spliced from 2 exons. Bases 132 to 401 code for a protein of 89 amino acids. The record is from RefSeq and is a predicted model, not a curated record.